AUGAACUCUUUCUUUGAAGAUGAUACACAAGAAGAAGAAAAACUUCUUCAAGAAAUCAUAAAAGAAAAAAGUGAUGAAAUUCCAUAUAUUAUUAAAGAAAUAGCAUGUUCUGAAUUAAGUUCAAAUGGGAAAAAAAAUAUGGGAGUGGGAAUAAAAACAGCUUUAAAGGAUGAAUGUGCAAUAAAAAAUGAACAAGGGGAUGUAGAAAAUAAUAAAAAAAAUAUAAAUAAUUGUACAGAAUUUAAUAACCCAAACAAAUCAUAUGAUAAUAAUACUAAUUUGGGAAAUGAAAUAAGAUAUAAUAAUGAAUAUAUAUUAAAAGUUAAACUAAAUACAAAUAUUUUCCCAUUUCAUAUAAAAAAAAAUGGAAAAAUAAAUUCAGAUAUAUUUUUUAUACCAUAUAUAAGUGAAGAUAAUAAAGAUGUCAUAACAAAAUAUACAUAUAAUUAUGACUAUUAUGAUAUAUAUCCACAAAAUGUUGAGCUAACUAAUAAAAAUUUUCAUGCAAAUAAAAGAAAAGAUGUCGAUUCAUCAAGUCAUGCCACUUUGGUAAAAUGCAAAAAGGAGCAUCUAGAUAAAGAAGAUGAAAAUGGAAAUAAAAAUGGAAAUAAAAAUGGAAAUGAAAAUGAAAAUGAAAAUGAAAAUGAAAAAAGCAAUUUCCAAAAAUUUUUGGUACAUUUUAGAGGACGAUUGUUUAUUGGAAGUAAUAUAAAUUAUUCUUUUUUUAAUAUCCAAACAUUUUUAGCAACUUUAAGCAAUGAGGAUCAUACAACUAGCGAAACACAAAAUAAUUUAUGCUAUGUUAAUAAAAAAAUAAAAACUUAUAAUAAUAUACCUAAUGCUACUUAUUGGAAGCAAGAUGAAUAUCCCGAUAUAUCUGAUUCAAAUAUCCAAAAACUUCAAAUGUUUUUUAUUUCUCAAUCGAUAGUUAAUUAUGACAAAGAAUCCCAACUUAAGGCACAUGAGGGUGAACUCAUAUUUUAA
This is a messenger RNA of Plasmodium yoelii, 984 nucleotides long. Its product is annotated as ribonuclease H2 subunit C, putative. The transcript has a single exon. Gene Ontology annotation, biological process: RNA catabolic process. The coding region runs from base 1 to 984 and encodes 327 amino acids. The record is from RefSeq and is a predicted model, not a curated record. Gene Ontology annotation, cellular component: ribonuclease H2 complex. NCBI's taxonomy places the organism in Eukaryota, Apicomplexa, Aconoidasida, Haemosporida, Plasmodiidae.